CACAUUUCAGAUACACAACGGAGAUUAACGCUCUUGCUCGAGAAAGUUUGAUUAAUGCAGGUGGUGUCAUUGAAACAGCAUUUGCCCCAAGAAAAUAUUCUAGGGAGUUGAGCUCUGUUAUCUAUGACAAACAAUGGCGAUUUGAUCUACAAGCAUUGCCAGCUGACCUAAUCAAUAGAGGAAUGGCUGUUGAGGACAAGAAUAGUGAACAUGGUCUAAGGUUAAUAAUUGAAGAUUACCCUUAUGCCAACGAUGGUCUUCUCAUAUGGAGCUCUAUCAAACAAUGGGUCACAGACUACGUGAACCAUUACUAUGCUAGCUCAAGUGAGGUAGAGCGUGACGAAGAGCUACAAGCGUGGUGGACUGAGAUCAGAACCGUAGGUCAUGCUGACAAGAAGGACGCACUCGGGUGGCCGGACCUAAAGACGAAGCAAGACCUCAUAGACAUCGUCACCAACAUAGCAUGGACAGCCUCCGCUCACCACGCAGCUGUCAACUUCGGACAGUAUGCUUACGCCGGUUAUUAUUCCUAAAUUUUCAUCAUCUAUUUUCAUAGAUUUGAUUAUUUUAUCAUAUUUUUCUUGUUAUAAGCUUCACAUUUUCUGGGCUCAAUCUGUAACAUACAUAUAUAUAUGCAUAGAUUUCUAUAGAAGAAGAAGUUAACUGACUCUGCAGUCAUGGUUUGCUGGUGUGGCAUCAUCAAGAUUCACAUCAAAAUAAUUUUGAUUUUUUUUGUGAUAAUAA
Humulus lupulus (European hop) is the source of this 744-nucleotide messenger RNA. RefSeq names its product lipoxygenase 2, chloroplastic-like. Gene Ontology annotation, biological process: lipid oxidation. The transcript is spliced from 2 exons. NCBI's taxonomy places the organism in Eukaryota, Viridiplantae, Streptophyta, Magnoliopsida, Rosales, Cannabaceae. The record is from RefSeq and is a predicted model, not a curated record. Gene Ontology annotation, molecular function: oxidoreductase activity, acting on single donors with incorporation of molecular oxygen, incorporation of two atoms of oxygen; metal ion binding. The coding region runs from base 183 to 533 and encodes 116 amino acids.